Molecule: messenger RNA, 360 nt
Organism: Alternaria arbusti
Lineage: Eukaryota; Fungi; Ascomycota; Dothideomycetes; Pleosporales; Pleosporaceae
Exons: 2
Coding region: 1-360 (119 amino acids)
Source: RefSeq, a predicted model, not a curated record
AUGUACACAGGCACAACCUCCGGUCUCGAAGUCCUCGGCGACAUAUCCGAUACCUACAUCCGUGGCACAUCUCACCUCCCCUCAAUCUCGCACCCCCUCACCCGCCACGGCAUAAUCGGCGGUCCCAUACACCGCGACGCCGAAGACGCCCGCAAAGCCGAAGAAGCCCGUCUGCAAAAGAUCGCCGACGCAGAAGAAGUCGAGAAGAGGAAAGCUGGUCUACUGCGAGCGAGAGAUAUGAAGGUCAACCAUAACCGACCCAUGUUCAACGGGCCGAUGGGUAGGCCAACGGUGGAUGCGUACGGCCAGCAUAUCAGUUAUAGGGGUGAUGGCGGGGAAGAGGAUGCUGUUUCCGAGUGA